AUGAGCACCAAAAGAAGUCUCUUAAUUCCCUAUGCCCUCCUUCUUAUCUUCUCAACUAUCCAACUCUCCUUGGUGUCUCAGAUGGUAACCUUCUUGCAUAUUCAAAAGACCCAGGUUAUGACAUACCAAGCCCUCAACAGCGAUUCCCCGGGGUUUAAAAUUCAUGUCUUGCCUGAGAAGCUGUCUUUGAACCAAGGACACACUACAAAUGGAGCUGCCGGAUAUGGAUUGGUCCUAAGUAUUACAUUUCUAGUGAUCACAUUUUUCUUGCAAGGAAAUAGGAAAAACCAACCAAUCCUUUUGAUAAUGACUCUGCUAUUGGGGUUAUUAGUUCUAUUCGUCCUAUCGGCAUUCAUCUACGUCUUCGCUGUGACAUACAUGACAUCUGAAAAUAGGAUCAACACUCGUAUCGCUGAAUCCAUAAAUGGCGCUGCAUACCCGAUUGACAGUUGGACACCCGAAACAUGGUAUCGAGCUCUUUUACUGCUACCACUUACGGGCGUUGAUUUGACUGGUGCUUAUCAAGAGAUGGUGGCCUGGAGGUGGUGGACAUUACCGUAUCUUGCUGUCAGUACCUUGGCAUUUGGAUGGACAGCUGUUGUAUGUGUGAAAGACAGGGGACGUUUACUCAAUGGUGGCUACGUGGUGUAUGGAAACGGGGAUGAUAGUCUUGAAGAAAAGAUAGCGGCCGUCUGA
Talaromyces proteolyticus is the source of this 696-nucleotide messenger RNA. RefSeq lists its product as uncharacterized. The transcript is spliced from 2 exons. The record is from RefSeq and is a predicted model, not a curated record. NCBI's taxonomy places the organism in Eukaryota, Fungi, Ascomycota, Eurotiomycetes, Eurotiales, Trichocomaceae. Bases 1 to 696 code for a protein of 231 amino acids.